Messenger RNA from Vespa crabro (European hornet), 2917 nucleotides. RefSeq names its product exocyst complex component 5 (gene Sec10). The transcript is spliced from 7 exons. The record is from RefSeq and is a predicted model, not a curated record. Lineage: Eukaryota; Metazoa; Arthropoda; Insecta; Hymenoptera; Vespidae. Bases 19 to 2169 code for a protein of 716 amino acids. Gene Ontology annotation, cellular component: cytoplasm; exocyst. Gene Ontology annotation, biological process: exocytosis; Golgi to plasma membrane transport.
UUAAAGAAGUUUUUCAAAAUGAUGCAACAAUAUAUGAAAGAAUUGGAACAAGAGCCUUUUGAUCCUGAAGAAUUUGUUGAACGUCUAGCUUGGAGAACUGUUAAUGAUAAAACAAAAGAUGGGGGCAAAGCAUUUUUUGAUCCUGUCAUUGUACAUGAGACUUUCUUACAAGCUAUUAAGGAUUUACAAAUUUUACAAGAACGUCAGCAGAAAAAGUGUGACAAGCUUGAAGCUGGUUUAAAAGAUGAAGAAGCCAGACAUGCGCUUGAAAUAUUAGAUUUACAAGAAAGAAAUAAACAUUCGAUUGACUUAUUUCAUCAGUUAGACGAAAGAAUAAAUUCUGUUGCUACCAAAGUUCUUCAUUUAGGAGAUCAAUUAGAAAGUGUUAAUAUACCAAGAGCUAGAGCAGUUGAAGCUCAAAAACUUAUGCGACACUUUUCAGAAUUCUUAAGUCCUGGACCUUUAACUGAUCCAAUUUUUACAGAUAAAACUUCAUUAGAUGAGGCAGCAGAUGUAAUUCAGAAAUUACAUCUCAUUGCUCAAGAGUUACCUGCAGAAAAAUUUGAACAUGCAAAGAAAAAGAUAAGCGUUAAAUAUGAUGAAAUCGAGCGUAAUCUGAUAGAAGAAUUUGUUCAAGCACAUAAUAGAGAAGAUGCAGUUCGAAUGAAAGAAUUAGCAUCUGUAUUAUCUCAAUUUAAAGGUUAUUCACAAUGCAUUGAUGCAUUUAUAGAACAAAGUCAAAUGGGUUCAUUUGGUGGAAAAGACGUUUUUCAAGAUGUGAUACCCAUGUGUACAAAAUACAAUAAAUUAAUGGAACAAGUAUUUUCUAAUCCAGAGCAAGUAAUGGCAAAAUUUGUCCUAAAUAUUUACCAUCUACGACUUCAAAAAUAUGCUGUUGCUAAACUGGCUGAUAAAACUGAUUCUGACAAAUAUCUUAGAAAUUUGCAUGAUUUAUAUGGAAGAACAGUGAAAUUAUCAAAUGAAUUGAAAAUGUUUAAUAUGGGUACUGAUGAUAGUUACCUUAAAAAAUUAACUAGAAAUAUAUUUCAAAAAUAUUUAGAUACUUACAUCACCACUGAGAUGAAAGCAUUGCGGGAAAAAUCAGCAGCUUUAUUAAUUGAAUAUUAUGAAUCCAAAAAUCACCAAAAAAAGCAACUACAAACUGGUGGUUUUCAAGAAUUACGUCGUGAUUUACAAGCUGCACUUGCAGCAAGAACAAACAUAAAUAUUGCUCAAAUAGAAGAUUAUGGUGGAGAAACAUUUCUUUCAGAAGAAUUAGCUAUUGCACUUUUACAAAGAAGUAAAAUGGCUUUUCAAAGAUGCCAAUUAUUAUCACAGCUAAAUGAUUUAUCUGUAAAUGCAGCUCAAAUUUUUGAAACAUUGUUACAAUAUUUGAUAAAUGAACAUGUUGAUUAUGCACUAGAGUUAGGAUUACAAAGUGUACCAAUACCAGAAAGUAGAACUCAACCAGAAAUACAUUUUUUCAAUGUCAUGCAUCAAUGCAAUGCAAUAGUUCGCCUUUUGGAAGAACAAUUUAAUGAUAGUGUGCUUCCUCUCAUUAUGGGUACAGCAAAACAUGGAGAUUGUAUGUUAAAGAAAAAAGUUGUAUUAGAUCAAAUUGAUAUGAAACUAGAUACAGGUUUAGAAAGAAGUAUAAGUGCCAUUGUUGGCUGGGUUAAGAUUUACUUACAAAAUGAACAGAAAAAAACUGAUUUUAAACCUGAUACUGAUGUAGAUACUUUAAGUACUUCAGCUUGUCUGACAGUAGUGCAAUAUGUAACAGGAAUGAUACGUCACAUUAGAAAUACCCUAGAUGGGAAGAAUUUAGAAACUGCUUUAACAGAACUUGGAGUUCGAUUUCAUAAAGUAAUUUAUGAUCAUUUACAACAAUUUCUAUUUAAUUCUGCUGGUGCAAUGUGUGCAAUAUGUGAUAUGAAUGAAUAUAGAAAAUGUGUUAAAGAACUUGACGUUGAUGUUGUUACAUCAUCAUUUGAUACAUUGCAUGCAUUAUGCAAUUUACUUUUAGUAAAACCAGAAAAUUUGAAACAAGUGUGCUCAGGAGAUCAAUUGGCUGUACUUGAUCGUUCAGUUUUACUUAACUUCAUUCAAUUGAGGACAGACUACAAAACUCAGAAAUUAGCUAAUUGUCUAAAAGGCCUUGCAACGUGAUAAUAUAUUUUAUCCAUACAAAUUUUGAAUAAUGUUGAAUACUAUAUGAAAUUAACGAUGAUUGGCCAUAAGAUUAUCAUGUAAAAUGAAAUAUGUAUGCAAAAAGGAAUUGUUAUUUGUAAAUAGUAACAUACAUGUGUCUCUUUCUCUUUCUUUAAGUAUAUACCACAUAUUGUAAAAUAAAUUAACCUUUUUGAUAUUUGAAGUAAAAAGUAAAAAAUAUUUAAACAUAUGACAUUCUAUGUUAAAUUGAAAUUAGCAAAAGUAUAUUCCUUUUAUAGCAAAUGUAUACUAACAAUUUAUUAAUGUAUAAUAAUUGUCAUAAAGAAACUUCCUUUCUAGGGCUCAUUAUUUCUUUCAUCUCUUUUAAUUAUGUACAUGACAUAACUAAGUAUAGGAUAAGAACAUGCUUCCGCUUCAAUUAUAUUAGAAAAAAUUUUCAUUUACACCAUUGCACAUGAAAUUUAUACAUUGAUUUAGUUCCAAUAUCUAACUAAAAGAAUGUAAAAUAUAAAAUUAUAUCAUCUUUCAUAAUAGUGCAGUAAACAUUAAAACAAAUUUUUAAUUUUAUUAACACUAAAUUGCUUUAUAUUGAGUAAUAUUGUAAUAAGUAAUGUAAUAUAUGACAUCUCUAUCUCUCUCUUAAAAAUUAAGUCGAAUCAAGAGAUGAAUAUUAAUGUAUUAAAAAUGAUCACACGUGUUUUGUAUAUUGACGCGUAUACUUAAUAAAUAUAUUAAUUCCACAUUA